CCUAGGCAACUACGAAUCUGCUUCCUAAUCCCGCAAACACAAUGAAUGAAAGAAGGGGAUGGAAGUUUGGGAACUGAAAUCCGGAGAGUGUGUACGGCUGGAAGUUUGAGCAAGUUUGACGUUAUUCGAGGACAGUCGGAGAUUCGAGUUCUGCUCUCUGUUGAGGGGGGUUCCUCCCCCUAACUUGCGUUUCAGUCUGGCGCUCGGCAGCGAGAGUCCUUUAAUGUAUCGGUAGCUCUCAGACCUCGUCCAACCUUCGACGGAUUCUGGUCUGAACAAGAACUCGCCGCUUCCGAAGGAACUUGCAGGGAAUCUGGCUCCUGGGCGAGAAGGAUUCUAAACUGCGGAGUGACCAUGGCGAGGAAGUCCGGGCUGGAAGGAUGCCUUUUGCUGGCUGUCUUACUUAUGUUCAGCGCUGCAUCGCGGGCACAAGAUGAUGUGCCGCCUUAUUUCAAAACGGAGCCUAUUCGCUCACAGAUCCACUUGGAGGGAAACCGUUUAGUCCUGACGUGCAUGGCUGAAGGGAGCUGGCCUUUAGAGUUCAAAUGGUUGUAUAAUGAUACGGAGUUGACACGUUUCUCUCUGGAGUACAGGUACCUGAUUCCGUCACUGGAUCGGACCCAUGCCGGGUUUUACCGCUGCAUCGUGAGAAAUCGUGUGGGAGCGCUGAUGCAAAGGAAGACAGAAGUGCAGGUGGCAUAUAUGGCAGACUUUGAGAGUGGCGAAAAACAUCUGAGAGUCUCCCAAGGAAAUGCUGCAGUUAUCAGGGCACCAAGAAUUUCCAGCUUCCCUCAACCCCAAGUUACAUGGUUCAGAGAUGGACGGAAAAUCUCACCCAGCAGUCGAAUAGCUAUUACAAUGGACAACACGCUUGUCAUCCUGUCCACAGUCGCUCCUGACACAGGACGGUACUACGUGCAGGCAGUAAAUGACAGAAACGGAGAAAACAAAACCAGCCAGCCCAUUACCUUGACUGUAGAAAAUACAGGUGCUCCAGCAGACCCCAUAGCUCCAGUUAUAAUUAUCUCACCAAAGAACACAAGUGUAGUCUUGGGAUCUCCUGAGGUUACAAUGGAAUGUGUGGCCAAUGCCAGGCCACUAAUUAAGCUAAAUAUUAGCUGGAAGAAGGAUGGUGUACCGCUGAGAAGUGGACUUAGUGACCAUCACCGGAAACUGACGAUUUUCAACCUGAAAGCGCGUGAUGCUGGCUACUAUGAAUGCGAAGCCGUUCUACGAAGCAGCAGUGUUCCAUCAGUCAGCGCAGGGGCCUACUUGUUUGUGUUGGAACACCCACAGCUGGUUCUGGAACCUGAACGUCACAUCACAGCCGAAAUAGAGAAAGUGGUGGAUAUUCCUUGUCAGGCGCAAGGUGUUCCGGCACCAGUGGUGAAUUGGUACAAAGAUGCAACACUGAUUACAAGGUUAGCUGUCCCCAGAUACAGAGUGCUGUCCAAUGGCAGCCUGCAGAUCAAUGGACUGAUCCCUGAUGACACUGGCAUGUUCCAGUGCUUUGCUAGAAACGAUGCAGGCGAGGUGCAAACAUUCACUUAUCUUGCAGUUACCAGUAUUCCUCCCAAUAUUACCAGGGGGCCUUCAGAUAGCACCGUGAUUGAUGGGCUGUCAGUCAUUCUGUCAUGUGAAACAUUGGGGGCACCGCGGCCAGCUAUCACCUGGCAGAGGGGAGAGAAAGUGCUUGCAAGUGGAUCUGUCCAGUUACCUCGUUUCACGUUGCUGGAAUCUGGCAGUCUUCUCAUCAGCCCAUCUCACAUCUCAGAUGCUGGGAGUUACACGUGCCUGGCCACAAAUUCUCGAGGAGUGGACGAGGCUUCAGGAGAUCUCAUUGUGUGGGCUCGCACGCGUAUCACAAAUCCCCCAGAGGAACAGAGUGUAAUUAAAGGGACCAUGGCUGUACUGACCUGUGGUGUGACCCAUGACCCUAAUGUGGCAAUCAGACACGUGUGGCAGAAGAAUGGGGCUGCAAUUGAUGUGGAUGCCAUUCCACGUAUGCGAAUUGAUGAAGUCGGAACGUUAUACAUCUCUCAGACCUGGUCAGGCGACAUUGGCUUAUACACCUGUAAAGUGCUGUCCGUAGGAGGGAAUGAUUCUCGCAGUGCUCAGGUCAGAGUCAGGCAGCUGCCCCAUGCCCCAGAAAACCUGGCUGCUCAUUUGAGCACCAGUGAAAAGAGAGCCAUUUCGUUGACUUGGGCAAAAGCUUUCGAUGGGAAUAGCCCCCUGCUUCACUACAUUUUGGAAGUGUCUGAAAACAAUUCCCCUUGGACAGUUCACCUGAUGAGUGUAAACCCUGAAUCUGUGGGACUGACUGUCAGGGGACUCAUUCCAGCCAGGUCCUACCAAUUCCGUAUUUGUGCCGUGAAUGAUGUUGGAAAGGGUCAGUACAGUCGAGAGACAGAGAGGUUAUCACUACCUGAAGAACCACCAAGUGCACCGCCACAAAAUGUCAUUGCAAGUGGCAGAACAAAUCAAUCCAUCAUGAUUCAAUGGCAGCCACCCCCAGAAAACCAACAGAAUGGAGCUCUGAAGGGUUACAUUAUCAGGUACUGCUUAGCAGGAUUACCUGUGGAGCAUCAGUACAAGAAUAUCACCAGUUCUGAUGUUAAUAAUUUCCUCCUUGAAGACCUUAUCAUCUGGACCAAUUAUGAGAUUGCGGUGGCAUCGUACAAUGGGGCUGGUUUGGGAAUCUACAGCCCGACAGUCACCGAGUGGACCCUGCAAGGGGUUCCUACAGUGCCUCCAGGAAAUGUGCAUGCCGAAGCCAUUAAUUCCACAACUAUUCGAUUCACAUGGACACCACCCAGUCCUCAGUUUAUUAAUGGAAUAAACCAAGGUUACAAGCUGUUGGCCUGGGAGCCAGGUCAAAUGGAAGAGUUCACUAUGGUGACAGUCCGGCCAAAUUUCCAGGAUAUGGUUCAUGUUGGUUACAUCCGAGGCUUGAAGAAGUUCGCAGAUUAUUACACUUCAGUGCUGUGCUUCACAACUCCAGGUGAUGGUCCGAGAAGUCCACCCAAACUUGUGCGCACUCAUGAAGAUUACCCUGGUCCAAUCGGACAUCUCAGUUUCACAGAGAUCCUGGACACUUCGUUGAAAGUAAGCUGGAGAGAGCCACAUGAAAAGAAUGGGAUUCUCACAGGUUACCGAAUCUCAUGGGAGGAGUACAAUCGCACGAACACACGUGUGACACAUUAUCUGCCAAACGACACACUGGACUACCGUGUCACUGGGCUGACUGCUCUCACUACAUAUACCAUUGAGGUAGCAGCCAUGACGUCUAAGGGGCAGGGCCAAACCUCCUCCUCCACCAUUUCCUCAGGGGUUCCUCCAGAAUUACCGGGCUCCCCCACAAACUUAGCCAUUUCAAAUAUUGGCCCCCGUUCAGUAACUCUUCAGUUUAGACCUGGCUAUGAUGGUAAAACCUCCAUUUCUCGAUGGUUGGUGGAAGCUCAGAUUGGUGUGAUAGGCGAGCAUGAAGAGUGGCAUCUCGUUCAUCAGCUGGUCAAUGAACCUGACGCUCGCUCACUGGAAGUCCCCCAUCUCAAUCCGUACACACAUUACAGAUUUCGCAUGCGCCAGGUCAACAUUGUCGGAAUAAGUCUGCCAAGUCAGUUGUCACGCAAAAUCCAGACCCUCCAGGCACCACCUGACAUGGCUCCUGCCAACGUCACCCUGCGCACAGCAAGUGAGACAAGUCUCUGGCUCCGUUGGGUGCCACUGCCGGAAUCCGAGUACAAUGGCAAUCAGGAAUCAGUUGGAUACAAAAUAAAAUACGGGAAGUCAGAUGGAAAUGGAUCCACACUCACACACGUUAUCCAUGACCGAAUUGAGCGGGAGUUUACUAUCGAAGAUCUCGAAGAGUGGACUGAAUACAGGGUGCAAGUGCAAGCAUUCAAUGCUAUAGGCUCAGGACCAUGGAGUAAAGAAGUCAAGGGUCGCACGAGAGAAUCUGUUCCUUCCUCAGGACCGACAAAUGUCUCUUCCCUUGCUCUCAACUCAAACAGUAUCUUGGUCAAGUGGAACGAGGUUCCACAACAGAAUCGUAAUGGACUCGUCCUUGGCUAUAAGGUCCUUUACAAGGAGAAGGACUUGGAAGUUCCUAUGAAGUUCAAGACCAUUGAAGGCAACACUACACACGCUGUUCAACUUACUGACUUAGGGAAGUUUGUGCUGUAUGAGAUCCAAGUCCUUGCUUUUACCAGAAUUGGAGAUGGAAUGCCAAGCUUCCCACCCAUUCUUAAGAGAACCCUGGAUGAUGUGCCUGGACCUCCCGUGGGGAUUCUGUUUCCAGAGGUUCGAACAACAUCUGUGCGUUUAGUUUGGCAGCCUCCAACAGAACCUAAUGGGAUCAUUCUGGCUUACCAAGUGACCUAUCGAUUAAAUACAAGUAGCACAAACACCGCCACCGUUGAUGUGUUGAACGCAAGUGCCCGCCAGUAUACAGCUAUCGGACUAAAGCCAGAAUGCAGUUAUGUUUUCCGCAUUACAGCUCAGACUCGUAAAGGUUGGGGCGAAGCAGCAGAAGCCUUGGUGGUAACAACAGAAAAGAGAGCUCACCCGCAACCUCCCAGCAAACCUGUCAUACAACAGCAGGAUGUGCAGUCACGCAGUGUGCUGUUGUCGUGGGAACCAGGCAGUGAUGGGCUAUCUCCAGUUCGAUACUACACCAUCCAAACUCUGGAGUUACCCAAUGGAAACUGGUCGCUUCACUCGGCUUCUGUCAGCCAUGAGUCUAUCACAUAUCUUGUAGAGAGACUUAAACCUUUCACCUCUUACAAAUUCCGUGUGAAAGCGACUAAUGACAUUGGCGACAGUGAAUAUAGUGAGGAGUCUGAUUCUGUCACUACGCUGCAGGCAGCUCCAGAUGAGGCACCGGAAAUUCUCUCCGUGACACCACACACUACAACCUCUGUAAUGAUUCGCUGGCAGCCACCAGCAGAAGAGAAAAUUAAUGGAAUACUUUUAGGAUAUCGGAUUCGCUACCGAGAACUAGUUUAUGAUAACUACAGAAGUUUUACCCUUCGAACUGUGGGUAAUCCCAGUGCUAAAUGGUCUGAACUAACACCAGUGUAUCAUGUUCGGAACCUGAGUGAUUCUUCACUAGCACAAUAUGAGCUGGACAAACUGAGCAAGCACAAGCGCUAUGAGAUCCGAAUGAGUGUGUACAAUGCAGUAGGGGAAGGGCCAACCAGCCCUCCUCAAGAAGUGUUUGUGGGUGAGGCAGUUCCCACUGCACCAGCCCAAAACGUGCAGGUGCAGGGCUCAACAGCGACGCAGUUGGACGUGACCUGGGAACCACCCCCACCGGAAGCACAGAAUGGUGACAUGCAAGGCUAUAAGAUUUAUUACUGGGAGUUCCAGCGACAGGCUGAGACAGAAAAAUUGAAGACACUCUUCCUCCCCGAAACCAAUGUUAAAUUGAAGAACCUGACUGGGUACACCACCUACUUGAUCAGUGUGAGUGCCUUUAAUGCUGCGGGUGACGGUCCUAGAAGUACUCCGAUCAGGGGUCGGACACAGCAGGCAGCUCCGAGUGCUCCAAGCUACAUUCGAUUCAGUGAAUUGACAACGACCUCUGUGAACGUGUCCUGGGGAGAACCGAAGUAUCCAAAUGGAAUAAUUGAAGGAUAUCAACUAGUUUAUGAGCCCUGCACACCUGUUGACGGUGUGAGUAAGAUUGUGACUGUGGACGUGAAGGGAAGCAGUCCCCGUUGGAUGAAAAUAAAAGACCUGUCAGAUGGUGUGACUUAUGCUUACCGAAUCAAAGCUAAAACAUUCACAUAUGGACCAGAAAUUGAGGCAAAUAUUACCACUGGACCAGGAGAAGGUUCUCCAGGCCCCCCAGGUGAGCCAUUGAUCUACAGGUACGGUUCCGUCAUUACUAUUCAUUGGUCCAGUGGAGACUCCGGAAAAGCACCCAUCAGUCGAUAUGUCAUUGAGGCCAGACCAUCAGAUGAAGGUCUAUGGGAUAUUCUAAUUAAGGAUGUUCCUAAAGAAGUGACAUCAUACACCUUCAGCAUGGACAUCCUGAAACAAGGUGUGAGCUAUGAUUUCCGAGUAAUAGCAGUAAAUGACUAUGGAUAUGGAACACCAAGUUCCCCUUCUCCGUCUGUUUCAGCCCAGAAUGCAACCCCAUUUUAUGAGGAGUGGUGGUUCCUGGUGGUAAUUGCCCUAGUUGGACUCAUCUUUAUCCUUCUGCUGGUGUUUGUACUGAUAAUCCGCGGACAGAGCAAAAAAUACACCAAGAAGACAGACUCCGGAAAUAACACAAAAGCAGGCACAAUGGCUCAUGAAGAAAUCUUGAGCUUAGACAAUGGACGAUUCCCUGCGCUGGAACUCAACAACAGGCGUCUUUCAGUGAAGAAUUCCUUCUGUAGAAAGAAUGGUAUCUACAACAGAUCGCCGCCACGGCCAAGUCCUGGUAGUCUCCAUUACUCAGAUGAGGAUAUCAGCACAAAAUACAAUGAUCUAAUCCCAGCAGAGAGCAGCAGUCUAACCGAGAAACCCUCUGAAAUGUCAGACUCUCAGGGCAGUGACAGUGAUUGUGAAGUCGAUCAGAACAGACCUAAGACACAUUCUUUUGUUAAUCACUACAUAAGUGAUCCGACAUAUUACAAUUCAUGGAGACGGCAGCAGAAAGGCAUCUCAAGAAUUCAAGCCUACAGUUACACAGAGAGUGAAUCAGGUGAUCCAGCUCAUAGCCACCAAUCUGCUGCUAAUUCAACCAACAACAUCCAUGUUCCUCAACAAGGCAGCCUGUACCGAGUUAAGAGAAGUCUUACACCCACUCCCCAGCAUCAUUCCAACAGUAGCAGCCAGCCAGGUACCCUGUAUCGACCUGCCAGCAGCCUUGCUCCAGGAUCUAGAACACCACUAGCAGGAUUUUCUUCUUUUGUUUAAAUAACGCAAGAAGAAGUUGUUUGUUAGUUUUGAAGAGUUAUUGUGUGGAAGACAAUCAGUAGUAUGCUGUUUGCAGCCUUGCACAGAUUUUAUUUGGAGAUGUACAACACAACUGAAUGGAAAUGAACCUUUACAAGAGGAUCCAGGGAAACGUUCCUGCCAUGGCUAACGGAGAAAGAGCUCUUAAACAUUUGCAAACUAAGUGGAGGGUCAGACAGCCACCCACAGAACUAGUCAUUCUACCUAAUGGGCUUAGAUUCUGUUUGGUUGAAAAGUAUAUGAGUCCCAUGUAUGAUUAUACAUGUGAGAGAUAAAUAUAAUCUGAUGUUAUAGUAGCCAAUUGCCAAGUCAAAAAAUCUAGUGGCUAUUGUUAAUUUCAGUGUGCCCAUUUUAUAUAAAACUGAUUGAAUUUAGUUGCAUUCUUGGCUAUGCAACUAUUCUGAUUGGCGAGUUUUUAACUUCAUUACUGCUGCAUGACUGCUACGGUGUGAGUCCCCAAUUAGCUAGUUAUCUGCGCUUUCUAAUAUUGUAGUGUUAAUAAUUUUGUCAUUUCUUUUAAAAUAUUUUCUUUGAACAAAUCUUCAGAUUCAUAUCUGAAGAUACGGAAGUAUGUCUGCCUUUUCUUUGUCUGUUGACUUGUGGUUGUAAUUCACGAAGACAAGAAAUGUUUGCAUGAAUCACAAGACAUUAUUGGCCAUGUGUUCGUAAAGUUAGUUACUGUGUUUUUUUUUAAUAGAGUUACAAAAUGCAGAAAGUAUUCCCUCAAAAAUAAAGCAAGACAUCUGUCCUUAGGUUUAAAAGCGAGAUAUCUAUGAAAUAUCCUAUCUGUAGAAGCUCAUGGGUGAAGGUUGUCAGUAGAUUUUCUUCCACAAUAAUAACUGCUAUCAGGAUAAGGUAUUUAUUCAUUCCAAUAGCAUAAGUCACAAAUGUUUACUGUUUGCUAGUUGGGAAAUGGUUGCAUAUACUAUUAAAUUCAAUCUAGUUUACAACAGAUCUCUCAUAUUAUAUUAUUAAAAUUCAAAAGUAGUUUAGGCACAUUUCGUUAAAUCCUGUCAUCAGUCUCAUGAAAAGCCCACUUAUGUGUAAGGAGUCAUAAUAAUUUUGCUAUUCCUCUUAAUUUCUUCUGCAUAGUUAUUUUGCUGUGAUGUAAAGAAUAACAAUGCCAUAUAGGGCUACUAUACAAACUUUAAAGAAAGGUAAAGUCACAGAAUAUAUGUAGGGAUAUUGAAUUGCCAAAAAGAACAAUGGUGGUCGAGCUGUAAGCAGCCAAAUAGCAGUGAUGUGGGUCAUUCUUCCAAACAUAGUUCCUGUAAUUGUAGAAGCCAUUGGCAGUGGCCAUUUUGCUUUUCCAGCAGUUCUUAGCAACUUCAAUCCAAAGCAAUUCAUUCAGCAGGAGAAAGACAUUUGAAUUCCCAGGGUACAAAAAAUUUAUAAGCCACUUAUACUGAACUUUUAAAAAUUGGAUGUAAUGUGGCCAUGUUAAAUUCUGCCCUUUCGCUCAUCAUUUUUUUAAAAAAAUGUAUUUUAUUUUCUCAUUUUCCCACUUCACAGGCUUUUGUGAAAAACACUAUAUUGCAGCUCAGAAUGACCAUAUUGGCUAGCUUGCAUAGUACUUAUUUUGUAAGCAAGAUUGAUGUCACAGAAGCAACUAAUCACUUCCAAAUCCAAACUGAAGUUGAUUUGUAUUAACAGAGGAAUAUAUAUUAUCAUUAAAUACCAAGAGAAUAUUCUCUUGCAUGGUAUUUUGUGACCUGAGGGUGAGUUGCAGUCCUCAGGUCAGAACAUAGUCAUUUGUAUCAAAUUGAUGUUUAUUAUUAAAGAACUACAGGAAAACAGAUUGAUGGUUUUAAUAUACUCAUAUUGGAAAACUUUUUGAUGUGAUCCUAGUGCAAAGUGAUUUUCCUUCCUUCUGAAACCAAAUCAAUAAAACAGAAAUAUAACACAUUCUGUACAACUGAAUCGCAGUUCAUCUUACUGCAAAAUUCAAAGAUAUUUCCUGUUCCUGUUCCGGUUUGCAAUACUUCAUUAUGGAAUAAAGAUACCAGGCAUGGAACUGAUAUUGGCGAUCACCUCUCUAUUGUGAAAAACUACCAUUUAUCCCCAAACUGAAUUAAUAAUCCUUAUACCACCAUGCAUCACUCAAAGUCAGUACUAAAGCCGAUCAUUUUACAGAACUGUCUGAAGUGUAUCAUCACAGUGGAGAUGCCAGACUGAAGCUAUAGGGAGAGGAAUGGCUCGCAUUUUUAAACAUGCCAAGUUCCUUCGUGGUCAUUAAAAUACUUUCCAAGUAUAGUUACUGUGGAUAUGUAGAAAAUUUGGCAGUCAAUUUACACAUGCAAAUUACUCCAAACAAAAGCUCUGUGAUAACGACGGAUAAUCUAUUUUAGUAAUGUCGACUAAAGUAUAAUUACAGACCAGGCCAUGCAUUGUUUUAGCAUCAUCGAUUUAAUGUUUUUACCGAAGUAUGGUAACAUCAGCAAUUCAGCAAUUCCUCAGUGCAUUGGAGCCUUUGCAUUAGUUUGUAUAUGGAGUUGGACACGAACCUGUAGCUUUCAAACUUAAUGUUAAUAUAUGAGCCAAGGCUGAAAAUAAUGUAAAAAUAAAUGUCUUUUAGUCCACAAGACACAAGGACAGAAGUAGGCUAUUCAGCUCAUCAGGUCUGCUCUGCCAUUCCAUUAUGGCUGAUUUAUUUUCCUUCUCAAUCAUCUUUUUCUGCCUUCUCCCUGUAGUCUUUGAUGGCCUUACUAAUCAAGAAACUAUCAAGCUCCACUUUAAAUAUACCCAACGAGUUGCCUUCCACAGCCAUCUCUGGCAAUGAGUUCCACAGACUCACCACCUUCUAGCUAAAGAAAUUUCUCCUCUUCUCUGUUCUAAAGGGACAUCCUCAUAUUCUGAGGCUGUGCCCUCUAGUCCCAAAUUCCCCCAUGAUUGGAAACAUCCACUGCAUGUCUAUUCUAUUCAGGCCCUUCAAUAUUCAGUAGGUUUCAAUGAGAUACCCCCUCAUUCUUCUAAACUCCAGUGAGUACAGGCCCAGAUCAAACCAUAGGCUCUUGCUUAGCAGUCUCAUGUGCAGCACUUUUUCAAAGGCCGUCUGAAAAUCCAAGUACACAACAUCCACUGAUUUUCUUUUGUCUAUCCUGCCUGUUAAUUGUCUCAAAGAAUUCCAACAGAUUUUCAUUGCUGGGAUCAUUCUCACGAACUUCCCCCUGAACCUCUUCAAUGCCACACAUUCUUUCAAUAUGGGGCUCAAAACAGCUCACAAAACCUAAAUACGGUCUGACCAAUGUACUUCGGUAGAAGAAAUGAAAACGUUGACGGUUUCUAAAUGGAGAGAAAAUACUAAACACUGAGGUGCAAAGGAACUUGGGAGUCCUUGUGCAGGAUUCGCUAAUGGUUAAUUUGCUGGUUAAAUCUGGUGAGGAAGGCAAAUGCAAUGUUAGCAUUCAUUUCAAGAGGACUAGAAUAUAGAAGCAAGGAUGUAAUGUUGAGACUUCAUAAAGCACUGGUGAGGCCUCACUUGGAGUAUUGUGAGCAGUUUUGGGCCCCUUAGAAGCGGUUGAAUGGCUUAUGAAGAGGGUUUGUUCACUCUAGUCCUGUAUUCACUGGAAUUCAGGAGAAUGAAGAGUGAUCUCAUUGAAAGCUCUCAAAUGGUAAAGUGGAUGUGGAGAGGAUGUUUCCUAUGGUGGAAGAGUCCAAGACCAGAGGACACAGCCUCCGAAUAGAGGGGCGUCCAUUUAGAACGGCGAUGAGGAGGAAUUUCUUUAGCCAGAGAGUGGUGAAUCUGUGGAAUUUGUUGCCACAGGCAGCUAUGGAGGCCAAGUCUUUAUGUAUAUUUAAGGCAGAGGUUUAUAGAUCCGUGAUUGGUCGGGGCAUGAAGGGAUAUGGGAAGAAGGCAGGAGGAUGGCAUAGAGGAAAAUUGGAUCAGCCAUAAUGAAAUGGCAGAGCAGACUCGAUCGGCCAAAUGACCUAAUUCGGCUCCGAUGUUUUAUGGUCUUGUAAAGCCUUAGCAUUACAUUCUUUUUUUAUUAUUAUAUUCAUAUCCUCUUGAAAUGAAUGCUAACAUUGUGUUUGCCUUCCUUUUCACUGACUCAACCUGAAAGUUAACCCUUAAAGCAGGGGUUCCACAGACGCCUUGGUUAAUGGUAGGUGGCCACUGCAUAAUAAAGGUCGGGAAUUCCUGCUUUAGAGAAUCCUGCACUGGGAUUCCCAAGGCCCUUUGCACCUCCAAUUUCUGAAUAUGUUGCCUGUGAUGAAAAUAGUCUUUUUCUUUAUUCCUUCUACCAAAGUGUAUGGCCAUACACUUUCCUAAACUGUAUAUCAUCUGCAGCUUCUUUGCCCAUUCUGCUAAUCUGUCCAAGACCUUCUGUGGACUCCCUGUUUCAUCAACACUGCUAUUCCUUCACCUAGUUUGUAUUGUCUGCAAACUUGGCCACAAAGCCAUCAAUUCCAUUAUCCAGAUCAUUAACAUAUAACAUGAAAAGAAGCAGUUCCAACACCAGCCCUUGGCGAACACCACUAGCCACUGGCAGCCAACCAGAAAAGGCCUUUUUUGUUUCCACUUUUGUCUCCUGUCGUUUGGGCAAUCUUCCACCUGUGCUAGUAUUUGUGGGACUUUGUUUAGCGCCUUGUCAAAGGCCUUCUGAAAAUCCAAGUAAACUACAGCCACUGAUUCUUCUUUGUCUAUCCUGCCUGUUAUUUUCUCAAAGAGAUGUAAUGAGAUUUACAGGAAGGUGUUUCCUGCUUGGCAUUGUUGCCUGCUGCACCUCCAACAGUGGCCUUAGGUCAGCUGCAGGGUCAUCAGCCAGGGAUCACCAUUCAUUGAUGUUUCAUUCGCUUAGCCCCGAUACAUCUCCCGGUGGCGGAGCAGUGACAGGGACUUCUCCCUGACACCCGCUGCAGCUUUCAAUGGGGUUAGUUGGUCCCCCAAUUUCAGCCAAAACAUUGGUCGGGCAAGAUUUCCCCUCGAGGGAACCAUGCAGACUUAGUCAUUUUUCAUCAUAUGCAAGUACACAGAAACCUCAUUCUUAAUAAUUAAUGGAGAUGAUAAACCUCUGAAUAACUGCUGAUACUAAAUAAGACUUUACAAAACCAAAAGUUAUGUGGCCUCAGGAUAAAUUAAAAUAGGGCUGCUGCCUUACAGCUACUGAAACCCAGGUGUGAUUUUGACCUCUGAUGCUGUCCCUGUGGAUAUAGCACAUUCUCCCUAUGAUCAUGUGGAUUGCCUUCGGGUGCUCCAGCAUUCUCUCACUGGCCAAAGAUGUUGUUGGUAGAUUAUUUAGUUACUGUAAAUUUCCACUAUCGAAGUUAGGCAGCAGAAGAAUCGGAGGGAAGCAGUGCACUUCAUGGGGAUGUGAGGAAAAGUGGUAUUAAAAUAAAUGGGUGCUUGAUUAUCAGCAUAGCCUUCAUCAUUUUGUUUUAAAUUCAUGUUUCUUCAAAGAUAAUUAAAGAUUAUGAAAGAGUAUGUUGUUAAUUUUUAAAUUUAUUGCUGAAAUUGUCGUGGUUUUGUGAGGAUGCUAUUUACAUACAGAAAGGCAGAUACAUUUGUUACAAUUUUAGGUGAUCAUCAGAAAAGUAAUUUUAGGUAAUGAUUACAUCUUAGUUACAAAAAGGUUGAGGACUAUAGUGCAAAAUGGAAACAUAGAAAUUAAGAGGUUGAAGUUAGAUUUUCAAAACCUAAUAGAUGUGCAUAGGAAAGAUAGAGUGAGAGAAAUAAGAUUUUCUGCGGGUUUGAGAUGCCAGAAAGACUGUGUAGAGCAGGAAGCUGAGGAGUGAGCCCGCAAUUAGAAGCCUAGAUUUUGCAGUCAGCAGCAAAGCUUCAUUAUUACCAAAUGGUCACCCACUGCUAUUUGAAACUAAUAGUUCUUGGAGAUCCAACUCAGCACAAUAUCCACUUCAGAUUUGUGACCAAUAUGACUGAAGAAUCCUCUCUUUUACUCACAGAAUCCAAAACGAGGUAGGUAUAAAUUAGAACAGUUAACUUAAUGUAAAGUCAUGAAUGUAAAAUGAAUUAGAAGUAAAGAAAGGUGGAAUUGUCAGGAAAGGACAGAUGUAAAUAAGAGAGAGAUAAAUGAGGUACUGUAUGGCUAAACAGUUACUGACACGCUCCUAAAGAACAGGGUAGUAGGUUAAUUGGUCACAUGGGUUCAAUAGUGCCGUGCAGAGGGCCAGAAAGGCCUGCUACCAUGCUGGAUCUCAAAAUAAAUACAAGUUUUGAAGUACAUGUAAGUUUUAGAAGUUAGAAAUUCUAUAUUAUGUACUCUUAUAUCAACUUAUUGAAAAGUGGCACCAUCAGUCAUUAAAAUCAUUAUCAAUUUCAGAGUAAAUCAAGAGGAUGUGCCACAAUGACAAGCGGCAGCCCACUAAUCACCUGUCCCCUGAUUCACCCUUCCUCCCUCUCCCCACCACCAAACCACCCCCAGCACUCAAAGCAGUAUUCAUAGAAAAGAAUCACGUCACUUUUGGAGAAACUCCAAAGAAAUAAUGUUAAAGUUCAGAUAGUAGUUACUAAAGGCUCGGAUUGAUAUUGGGUUGUGUGACACAAUUUGAUUUACCAAUUUGGAUAAAUACAGAUAUGUCCAUUGCAGAGAAAGAAGGGCAUUGGUGCUACUGCCUUUGUCUUAUGUCCUUUCUAGUAAUCUGCAAAAGCUGCACAAAGCAAGUGUUAUUUGAAUAAAAUAUUUUCGGUAUUACUGAGUAUCUAGGUGCACAGAAAGUAGAUAGAUAAAUAUUUGAAGAGUGCAAUUUCAGUUUGAGAUGUUAGGCAAUGGAGCCGUACAUAUACUGGUCGAUCUUACAUUUCAAAAAUUUACAUACUUUGCAUGUGAAUUCCAGAGAGCCAAAUCA
Molecule: messenger RNA, 13752 nt
Organism: Mobula hypostoma (lesser devil ray)
Lineage: Eukaryota; Metazoa; Chordata; Chondrichthyes; Myliobatiformes; Myliobatidae
Product: protein sidekick-2-like
Exons: 45
Coding region: 355-6909 (2184 amino acids)
Biological process (GO): cell-cell adhesion
Molecular function (GO): protein binding
Source: RefSeq, a predicted model, not a curated record